This is a messenger RNA of Cylas formicarius (sweet potato weevil), 4574 nucleotides long. RefSeq lists its product as uncharacterized. NCBI's taxonomy places the organism in Eukaryota, Metazoa, Arthropoda, Insecta, Coleoptera, Brentidae. Gene Ontology annotation, molecular function: 3',5'-cyclic-AMP phosphodiesterase activity. Bases 1095 to 3686 code for a protein of 863 amino acids. The record is from RefSeq and is a predicted model, not a curated record. The transcript is spliced from 18 exons.
UCGUUACGUACGUCGCGUCGGACGCAUUGCUGGAGAGAUAGAAAGCCGCCCGCCGUUGAACCGAAAAGAAAAAGCUAUUCGGCCGGUCCUCGGGGGUGGUGGGGGUGAGGUCGUAAUAGAUACGCGAGUGUGGUGACCGAUUAAAAUGUGCUCCGGGUAGGUUAGGUUGUUUUUUCUCUGCGGUGUCGCCCGUGUCGCAACGGUCGUCGAGGUUUUCGAAAAAAAAAAACAAAAAAAAAAAACAAAGCACACGCGGCGAAAUAUCGACGACGUACGUUGCAGGGCCAACUGAUUUUUCCGCUGUCGUGCUGCGCAAGUCCGUACGUGCGAGUUUUCGGUGGCGGAAAGGCGAUUCGUUGUGAAAAAAGUUAAAUUGUUGUAUCGAUAAUGUCCGUUGGAUGCUUCCGGUACGUACUUGUUUUGUGAUAGACCGAGUCCUGGCGAAAAUUGACGUUCCACCGACUUUUUCGUUAGUUAAUUUUACCGGUGUAAAUCUAGUCGUUUCUGCGGAAAUAAAUAAUCGCAUUUAAAUGUUCCGGUUCGUCGUCGUCGUUAAAAAUACUACCCCAUAAAACUAUCGAUGAGUGAGUGACCCGCCCUCUAGCGGACAAGCGAGACAUCGGUGGCAGUGGCGUAGUGUGGCAGUGGCUAGGGACGGCGUCCGGCAGGGGCGGGGCGCCGCUCUAGGUUGCGGAGCAGUGGCGUGUUGUGGCGAUGGGGAAGGGGGGCAGCAGCUAACGGCGGACAGUGGCGGCGGCGGCGGCGGAAGGCGGUUGGGCCGGCGUCUGUCCGCCGCUGCGGCACCGGUGAAACGCAGGUGCGGUCUGUGUUCGCUGGUCGCGAGGGCGUUCCGAAGGGCGGUGUGCGGGGCGGGCGGUAGCCGAAGAAGCAGCGGCGACUCGUAUCAAGAACUGCAGCCCGCGACAGCGGAAGACGACGAGCUGAGAGCCGGCGGCGAAACGUCAACAGCCGAAAAUGGUAUCGCCAUCGACUUUGACGGCGGCAAUGUCACCUAUAUUCCUGUCAAUGUGCCGGCGGAGAUCGCUUCGUUGCACCGAUCCCUCUCGAAAGAAGACUGGGUACUGCUGGACGCGAUGGGCACAUGCCCGACCCCACAAUGUUCCGGCAAAUUUCUCACCAUGCACAAAAGACGUCGCAAAAAACUCACCACCAGGUCUUUAUCGCAGGACCACGCUAUGCUUGAUGAUAUUCAUCACGGAAUGGUUCAGAAAAUCCUGGACCGUAGCAGCGCAUGGGCGUUCAACGCUUUCACGCUAGAGACCGUUGCCGGUGGACGAUCACUGCCGGUACUAUGCGUACACCUUUUCCAUUGGUACGGUCUGUUUGAUUACUUCCAGUUGGAUGUCGUGCGCGUAUGGAAACUAUUUACUCUUAUAGAGGAGGGUUAUCAUAGUACCAACCCCUAUCAUAACUCUAUCCACGCGACUGACGUAACUCAAGCAAUGCAUUGUUUUUUACAGGAGGAAAAGAUCAAGCAAUACAUCACGCCACUCGAAAUAAUGGCUUCACUCAUUGGUGCUGUCGCUCACGAUCUGGAUCAUCCUGGUGUUAAUCAACAUUUCUUAGUCACCACUUCGAAUCAUUUAGCUAUUUUAUAUCAAAAUAUGUCGGUAUUGGAGAACCACCAUUGGCGAUCUGCGGUGGGUUGUCUCUUGGAAAGCGGCGUAGCCGAUCAACUGAAGCCCUACCGUGCCGACCUCGAGCAGCAGAUCCGCGAUCUCAUCCUGGCGACCGACAUCACCAGACAGGAGGAGUUCCUCACGAAAUUCAGGAAUCACAUAGACCGGGGCACGUUGGACAUGAGGAAGAAGGAGAACCGGGUGUUUCUGCUGCAGAUCGCGUUGAAAUGUGCCGACAUAUCGAACCCGACGCGACCGUGGGACAUAUCACACAAGUGGUCCCUGAAGGUGUGCGAAGAGUUCUUCAGACAGGGCGAGUUCGAGAGGCAACUCAAUCUUCCCGUCACGUCGAUGUGCGAUCAACAGUUGACCUCCGUCGCCAAAAUCCAAGUCGCUCACGUUGUCGCAGGCUUCUUCCGGAGCAUAGUGACGCCGUUGUUCUGCGAGUGGCACCGCUUCAUGGACAGCACACUGUCGACCCACAUGAUGAAAAUCCUGGACUCCAACCGCAGGCGGUGGGAGGACAUGGAGAAAACGGAAAAACCGAAGGAUACGCAGGCCGAACUCUCGGAUGUCGAACCGGAAGCAAGUGAGGACGAGGAACCGCACACCAAACGCUCUUCCAACGGCAUCCACGACAUGAUAUCCCAGCUACCGAUCAGAGAACCGAGAAGACAAUCAUUAGCGGUACCGACUCUGGAAACUCUGGGCGUGCGCAGGCAUUCCGUGCCGAUACACAUAGACAUGCCAACGGCUCAGACGCAACCGCAUCAGCAGCAUCAACCCUCCCAACUGCCUCGGACUAUAUACAGACGCGAGAGCCUACCGGCGACUUCGUCGCUGAGGUCUGGUAGGUCGCCCGUCUCUCCCCAGACGGAAUCGCGAGCUUCCAGCGGUCUCCGCGAGGAGGACGAACUCCUUCGUUACGGUUCCCAAUCGUCAGUCGUGUCCAGCAGCGGCAGCCCGUAUCAUUCGUCAGAGGAGAAUCCGGAGCGGCCUUUGAGCGCGGAAAACCUCCUGCCCGAGCCAUCGAUAACAUCGAUGACGAACAACGCCGCUGUUAGUCGCUUGACGACCGUUCUGCAAAAUCUGGCCGCGCAGUCGCAGGCCGCCGCCUCCGGGAUGGCCCCCAAGUGCCUCACGAGGCAGCAGACGUUCCCGCCUCCGCAGCCCUACAUGCGCGUCAGGUACAUGUCGGCAACGGCGGAAAUGUCCACCUGCCCCGAGAUGGCCCACGAAGGUGAGAGCUACUCGAACUCGUCCCAGGGUUCCCACAGUAACAUAUCACACAGCGACAAGGCGCCCCUCCAAAGCUUUCCGAUACCAUCCAUAGCCGUGUUGAGUCCCAACAAUAGUCAGUGUUCGGAUUUGGUGUCCGAAAUGCAAAGGUCCCUGUCCUGUAACAACAACAAGAGAGAAACGGAGAGGGGGGACGCGGACAAAAUCACCAAGAUGGUCAAGUUGUCGGAGGGCGCUGCGGGACGCGAGAAGGAGAAUAUGGAUCCGAAAAGACUGCAAACCACCAUCAAUUUGGGGAGACGAAGGGGAUCGGCUCCCGUGUCCCUGUCGUUAGCGAAACCCGACGAGAAUCAGCCCUCUGCUGGCGGGGGGCCCACUUCGGCUGAGUUGCGACGCGGAUCAGUUCCCACGGAAGUGGCUCAUUAUCGUACCUUUGAUGACGACGGCGUAGAGUCGGGCCACGUCAUCAAUAUCACGCCCGUAGAAACGACUCGUACAUUUUGGCAGUACCAGAGGCGGGGCUCGGCCCCCGUCGAUUUGCCCCCUGCGGGGAGCGGCCCGAACCCUUACGAAUUUACACGCCACACCAGUCUCAACGGCAAGACGAGUCGGAGCCGGGGCAAAAAGCAACUACGCAGGCGUAGCAGCGGCGGUCCGGAAACUGUCUUAGACACGGGAUCGGACGUGGUGGCCCGUUUUUGUUCUUCUGCUCACCAUAGGAGGCCCGAUAAUCCCGACGCGCUGCUGGCUCGGCGCCGGGGUUCUUUGCCCAUCGAAGUCCUCACAGUCGGACAUUCAGUGUUUUGACGGUUACCUCUUGCGCCGCUGGGGCCGUCCAAUAUGCAAUAAGGACCAACACUCACCGACGACUGACAUCCAUCGUUUUUCACUUAGCUCAUUUUAUUUAUAUAACCAUUAAAAUUAAUAAUAAGGAUUAUAAUAAAGCCAAAAUAAUCAUAAAUGUGUAUCAAGUUGUCACUAUGAUUGUUAGAAGUUUUUAUGUGUUUCGAAGGUAUGUGGAGACUGCUUGUGUUUGAGUUAGGAGCGCGAGACUUUUUCUUCCAGUCGUUUCGUGUAAAACUUUUUUUUUAAGCAAAGCGGUGUGAAGCAUCUGCAACUGGAAAUUUCACUCGAGCUCCAAGAUUUAAAGCUCGUUGCAUAGUUUUGCAUCGAAAUGACUCCAAACUUCUUCCGAAUAAUCUCUAGACUAGGGUAUAAAUUGAAAACGUUAUUUAUUUAUUUCUGUUUGUUAUAUUUUUUCGGAAGCGUGUGCUUUUUUUACGGUGUGACGUUAUCUCAUAACAAAAUUCAUGUACCUAAGCGUAGUUUAAAUACUUUCCUUUGUUAAGUUUGUUUUUUGUGCAAUUAAAACGUUUUAGUCAUUGAAGAAAGACCAAAGUAUUGAAAUUUUAUAUAGUACCGUUUACUGGAUUAGCCCGUUACUGGCAACUUUGGUGACAGUGGUGUACGCAUAUUAGAAAGUUUUCAAACGGAAAAGCAGGGAAUUCUCUAUCGUUUGCACGUUACUUUUCUACCUGGUUUCUACUGACAUAAUUCUUAAAAUAUCGAUGUGUUACAUUUGUGUACGCCACUGGUUAAUAAGUGGCUGAGGCUAUGCUCUGCCGGAACAUACUGUUUUGAGGAACAAAAAUAUUUGUUUGACUGUAUAUCCCACUGAACAAUGUCAAAUAAAUU